Messenger RNA from Nicotiana attenuata, 907 nucleotides. Its product is annotated as 21 kDa protein-like. The record is from RefSeq and is a predicted model, not a curated record. Gene Ontology annotation, molecular function: enzyme inhibitor activity. The transcript has a single exon. Gene Ontology annotation, biological process: negative regulation of catalytic activity. Lineage: Eukaryota; Viridiplantae; Streptophyta; Magnoliopsida; Solanales; Solanaceae. Bases 82 to 702 code for a protein of 206 amino acids.
AAUAAACACAGCAAAAAACCAUUCACUCUUCAUACUCUAAAAGCUUAAGCAUUUCCCAUUGUUAUAUAUAUUUCUCACAAAAUGGCAAAACUUGUCCUUUCCCUGAUUUUACUUCUCAUCAUCUCUACCUUUGUUGUUGAGGGUGCUAUUGUGCCUAAGUUCAUAGAGUUACAGUGUAGGCGCACUCGUUAUCCAGAUCUAUGUGAGAGAUCUCUAGCAAACCAUGUAAAUCCAACAUCACAAGAUCCACAAGAAAUAGCUCAAGUUGCUUUGAAAGUAAGCAUAGUUAAGGCAGUAUACACAAAAAUCUACUUGAGAAAAGUGUCCAAUGAACUCAAACAAAACAAAGCCAAGGAAUAUCAAGCCGUGGAAGAUUGUUUAGAUCAAAUGUCUGAUAGUGUUUCUCAGCUCACAAAUUCAUUUAAAGAGCUUCAACGUAUGGAGAGUGCAGACGCAGAAGGAGAUUUUGUAUGGUGUCAAAGCAAUGUCCAGACUUGGCUUAGUACAGUCUUGACUGAUACAUAUAUUUGCAUGGAUGGGUUUUCUGGUUAUAGUAUGGGUGGUAAGGUGAUGGCUACAAUUAAAGCUAGGGUUCUUAAUGUUGCUCAAGUUACUAGCAAUACUUUAGCCUUGUUUAAUGGAUUUGCAGCUUGGCAUAAGGCUAAUUCUAAUGGUGGUAGCUAUGGGAAAAAUGAGCCUUAAAAGGUUUCCACAUAUUAAUCUUCGUACAUGAGAGUACUGUUUUAGCUAGUUGUGAUGUGAACUUUAAUUUAUGUCUUGGUGUUGUAUACAUAGCAUAUAUUUGUAAACAUAAGUAAGAUCAUGAAUUGUGCAAAUGAUAUUUUGUAUAUGUAUCAUGUAAAAGAAAAGAAAUAAUUUUGAUUGGUUAAGUGACAAUCUUUUGUUA